Stegastes partitus (bicolor damselfish) is the source of this 426-nucleotide messenger RNA. Its product is annotated as cholesterol 25-hydroxylase-like protein. NCBI's taxonomy places the organism in Eukaryota, Metazoa, Chordata, Actinopteri, Pomacentridae. The annotation marks the transcript as partial. The record is from RefSeq and is a predicted model, not a curated record. The transcript has a single exon.
AUGUCGCUGCAGCCCGUCUGGAACGUCCUGCUGGGACACGCCUCCCUGCUGAGCUCGCCGUUCUUCCCUGUGCUCUUCUCGCUGAGCGUCUACCUGAGCUGCUGCCUGCCCUACCUGCUGCUGGACCUUCUGGCCUCCAGGUGCGCUCUGGUGCGCAGGUACAAGCUGCAGCCGGCCUCCGUGGGCUCGGCCUCGCCGGGCCUCUGCCUGGCUCUGACGCUCUACAACCACCUGCUCUUCAUCUUCCCGCUCAGCGUGAUGCACUGGUACCUGCGGCCGGUACACCUGCCCGAACAGGCCCCGCCCCUGCCCCGCCUCCUGGCUCAGGUGUUGGUCUGCCUGCUGCUCUUUGACUUCCAGAGCUUCAUCUGGCACCUGCUGCACCACCGAGUGCCCUGGCUCUACCGCACCUUCCACAAGGUGAGU